AUGCGCACUCACACGGGUGAGAAACCCUACAGGUGUGAGGAGUGCAGCAGCCAGUUCAGUCAGCUGAGUCAUCUGAAGAGACAUGCACAGAUUCACACAGGUGAGAAACCCUACAGGUGUGAGGAGUGCGGCAGGCUGUUCAGUGAGCUGGGUAAUCUGAAGGCUCACAUACGCACUCACACUGGGGAGAAACCCCACAGAUGUGAGGCGUGUGGCAAGCAGUUCAUUCACCUUGGUGAUCUGAAGAGACACAUACGGACUCACACAGGGGAGAAACCCUACAGAUGUGAGAAGUGCGGCAGGCAUUUCAGUGAGCUGGGUCAUCUGAAGGCUCACAUGCGGACUCACACUGGGGAGAAACCGUACAGGUGUGAGGAGUGCAGCAUGCAGUUCAGUCGGCUUAGUGAUCUAAAUAAACACGUGCGGACUCACACAGGGGAGAAACCCUACAGGUGUGAGGAGUGCGGCAGGCAGUUCAGUGAGCUGGGUAAUCUGAAGAGACACGUACGGACUCACACUGGAGAGAAACCAUACAGGUGUGAGGAGUGCGGCAAGCAGUUCAGUGAGCUGAGCAAACUGAAAAGACACGUGCGGACUCACACAGGGGAGAAACCCUACAGGUGUGAGGAGUGCAGCAGGCAGUUCACUUAUCUGAGUAAUCUGAAGACUCACAUAAGGACUCACACUGGGGAGAAACCCUACAGAUGUGAGGAGUGCGGCAAGCAGUACAGUAAGCUGGAUCAUUUGAAGGUUCAUAUACGCACUCACACUGGUGAGAAACCCUACAGCUGUGAGGGGUGCGGCAGGCGGUUUAGUGAGCUGGGUAAUCUGAAGAGACAUAUUCGGACUCAUACAGGCGAGAAACCCUACAGGUGUGAGGAGUGCAGCAAGCAGUUCAGUCGGCUUAGUGAACUAAAUAAACACGUGCGGACUCACACAGGAGAGAAGCCCUACAGAUGUGAGGAGUGUGGUAGACAGUUCAGUGACCUUGGUGAUCUGAAGAGACACGUGCGGACUCACUCAGGAGAGAGACCCUACAUGUGUGGGGAGUGCGGCGGGCAGUUUGGUCAGCUAAGUCAUCUGAAGAGACACAUACGCACUCACACAGGAGAGAAACCCUACAGGUGUGAGGAAUGUAGCAAGCAGUUCAGUCAGCUGGGUCAUCUGAAGACUCAUAUAAGGACUCAUACAGGGGAGAAACCCUACAGAUGUGAGGAGUGCGGCAAGCAGUUCACUGUGCUGACUAGUCUGAAGAUUCAUAUGCGGACUCACACUGGGGAGAAACCCUACAGGUGUGAGGAGUGCAGCAGGCAGUUCAGGGAGCUGGGUCCUCUGAAAAAACACGUGCGCACUCACACAGGUGAGAAGCCAUACAGGUGCGAGGAGUGCAGCAGGCAGUUCAGUCAGCUGUAUCAUCUUAAGAGGCACAUGCGCACUCACACUGGGGAGAAACCCUACAGAUGUGAGGAGUGUGACAGGCAGUACAGUCAGCUUUGUGAACUGAAGAGACAUGCGCGGACUCACACAGGGGAGAAACCCUACAUAUGUGAGAAGUGCGGCAGGCAGUUCAGUAAGCUGGAUCAUCUGAAGGCUCACAUACGCACUCACACUGGUGAGAAACCCUACAGGUGUGAGGAGUGCGGCAGGCAGUUCCGUGAGCUGACUGAUCUGAAGAGACAUAUACGGACUCAUACAGGGGAGAAACCCUACAGUUGCGAGGAGUGCGGCAGACACUUUAGUAGGCUGGGUGUUCUGAAGAAACACGUGCGGACUCACACUGGGGAGAAACCCUACAGGUGUGAGCAGUGCGAAAGACGGUUUACUAGCCUGGGUGAACUGAAGAGACACGUGCGGACUCACACAGGAGAGAAACCCUACAGAUGUGAGGAGUGCGGCAGGCAGUUCAGUGAGCAGAGUAGUCUGAAGAAACACAUGCGGACCCACACUGGGGAGAAACCCUACAGGUGUGAGGAAUGCAACAAGCAGUUCAGUGUGCUCAAUAGUCUGAAGAGUCACAUACGGACUCACACAGGGGAGAAACCCUACAGAUGUGAGGCGUGCAGCAGACACUUUAGUGACCUGAGUCCUUUGAAGAGACACAUACGCACUCACACAGGGGCGAAACCCUACAGAUGUGAGGAAUGUGGCAAGCAGUUCUGUCGGCUGGAUCAUCUGAAGAUUCAUAUCCGGAGUCAUACAGGGGAGAAACCCUACAGGUGUGAGGAGUGCGGCAAGCAGUUCAGUGAGCUGGGUCAUCUGACAAAACACGUGCGCACUCAUACAGGUGAGAAGCCCUACAGGUGUGAGGAGUGCAGCAAGAAGUUCAGUGACCUGGGUGAUCUGAAGAGACAUAUACGGACUCAUACAGGGGAGAAACCCUACAGAUGUGAGGAGUGCAGCAGGCAGUUCAGUCAGCUGCAUCAGCUUAAGAGACACGUGCGCACUCACACAGGGGAGAAACCCCACAGAUGUGAGGAGUGUGACAGGCAGUUCAGUCAGCUUUGUGAACUUAAGAGACAUGCGCGGACUCACACAGGGGAGAAGCCCUUCAGGUGUGAGGAAUGCAACAAGCAGUUUGGUGAGAUGGGUCAUCUGAAGAGACACAUGCGCACUCACACAGGUGAGAAACCCUACAGAUGUGAGGAGUGCGGCAAGCAGUUCAGUCGGCUUAGUGAUCUGAAGAGACAUGUGCGGACUCACACAGGGGAGAAACCCUACAGAUGUGAGGAGUGCGGCAGGCAGUUCAGUCAGCUUGGUGAUCUGACGAGACACGUGCGGACUCAUACAGGAGAGAAACCGUACAAAUGUGAGGGGUGCAGCAGGCAGUUCCGUAAGCUGGAUCAUCUGAAGAUUCAUAUGCGAACUCACACAAGGGAGAAACCCUACAGGUGUGAGGAGUGCAGCAGACAGUUUAGUCAACCGGGUCUUCUCAAGAUUCACAUGCACAAUCACACUGGGGAGAAACCCUACCGAUGUCAGAAGUGCGGCAGACAGUUUAGUCAGGUUUGUAAUCUGAAGACACACAUGCGCACUCACUCGGGAGAGAAACCCUACAGGUGUGAGGAGUGCGACAGGCAGUUUAGUCAGGCGAGUCACCUGAAGACUCACAUGCGGACUCACACUGGUGAGAAACCCUACCGAUGUGAGGCUUGUAGUAAGCAGUUCAGUCUGUUGGGUAGUCUGAAGACUCACAUACGCACUCACACAGGGGAGAAACCCUAUAGAUGUGAGGAGUGCGGCACACAGUUUAGUAGGCUGGGUCAUCUGAAAAGACACGUGAGGACUCACACGGGGGAGAAACCCUACAGGUGUGAGAAAUGCAACAAGCAGUUCAGUCAGCUUGGUGAUCUGAAGACUCAUAUGCGGAGUCAUACCGGUGAGAAACCCUACAGGUGUGAGGAGUGCGGCACACGGUUUAGCACGCUGGGUCAUCUGAAGGGACACAAGCUCACUCACACUGGGGAGAAACCGUACAGAUGUGAGGAGUGCAGCAAGCAGUUUACUCGGCUGAAUAAUAUGAAGAGUCACAUACGCACUCACACAGGAGAGAAACCCUACAUGUGUGGGGAGUGCGGCAGGCAGUUCAGUCAGCUGAGUAAUCUGAAGAGACACGUGCGGACUCAUGCUGUAUAA
Branchiostoma belcheri (Belcher's lancelet) is the source of this 3633-nucleotide messenger RNA. RefSeq names its product zinc finger protein 208-like. The coding region runs from base 1 to 3633 and encodes 1210 amino acids. The transcript is spliced from 5 exons. Gene Ontology annotation, biological process: regulation of cytokine production; regulation of immune system process; negative regulation of transcription by RNA polymerase II. The record is from RefSeq and is a predicted model, not a curated record. NCBI's taxonomy places the organism in Eukaryota, Metazoa, Chordata, Leptocardii, Amphioxiformes, Branchiostomatidae.